UCUCUGUGGGUUCCGAACAGCGGUGGCCGUCCUGGGGGAGAAAGUUCACCUAAUAAGACAUCAUCUCUUCCCUGGUUUCUGCCUUUCACAAAAUGUUUUGGGCAUCACCCAAAGGUCUUUUCACCAUUCCUCCAGGACUUCCACCAUAAGGAAAGGAGCCCCUGGACCAACAUCCUCUAAGAUGUUUAUAUGGACCAGCGGCCGGACCUCUUCAUCUUACAGACAUGAUGAGAAAAGAAAUAUUUACCAAAAAAUCAGGGACCACGACCUCCUGGACAAACGGAAAACCGUCACAGCACUGAAGGCAGGAGAGGACCGGGCCAUUCUCCUGGGACUGGCCAUGAUGGUCUGCUCCAUCAUGAUGUACUUUCUGCUGGGAAUCACUCUCCUGCGCUCGUACAUGCAGAGCGUGUGGACCGAGGAGUCGCAGUGCACCCUGCUCAAUGCCACCAUCACCGACACGUUCAACUGCUCCUUCAGCUGCGGGCCCGACUGCUGGAAGCUCUCGCAGUACCCCUGCCUGCAGGUGCACGUCAACCUCACGUCGUCCGGUGAAAGGCUCCUUCUCUACCACACGGAGGAGACCAUGAAGGUCAACCAGAAGUGCUCCUAUAUACCUAAGUGUGGAAAAAAUUUUGAAGAAUCCAUGUCCCUGGUGAACGUCGUCAUGGAAAACUUCAGGAAGUACCAGCACUUCUCUUGCUACUCUGACCCAGAGGGAAACCAGAAGAGCGUCAUCCUAACCAAGCUCUACAGUUCCAACGUGCUGUUCCAUUCCUUGUUCUGGCCAACGUGCAUGAUGGCUGGGGGCGUGGUGAUCGUUGCCAUGGUGAAACUCACGCAGUACCUCUCCCUGCUCUGCGAGAGGAUCCAGCGGAUCAAUAGAUAAAAGCAAGAUGGAUGAGAUCAUUUUCUUUAAAGCUCAAAUACUGUUUUCUUUCAUUCCUCACCAAAGAACCUUAAGUUUGUAACGUGCAGUCUGUUAUGAGUUCCUUAAUAUAUUCUUAUACGUAGAGCAAUAAUGCAAAAGCUGUUCUAUAUGCAAACAUGAUGUCUUUAUUAUUCAGGAGAAGAAAUAACUGUUUUGUGUCGGUUGGUUUUCACAAUCUUGUUUUGAUGCUGGAACUAGCACUUCCUUCUCUCGUUCCGCCAAGACAGGGCUCAGUUGUUCAUUUGCCAAGCUUUGGGGAGGGACGUAGACGGUAUCAGCGUGAUAACGUCUGUGUUCUCAGUUGUCAGAUAUCUUGAAGAUGUUUCUGCAAUAUUUUUCAUCACUCAUUGUUUACUAAAGCUGCAGCCAAAAAUAUUCUUUCUUUUCUUAUUCAAAACUGAGCCCUGUAGCAGGUGAAGGGACCAGAUUUCCUAACUGAAGGAUGUUAAGCAUUUUCCUUAUAUUUCUACCAUAUCACUGUAAAGAAGGGGGGGGGGCGACGUCCAGACAGUUAUUUCUCUUUUAUUAUUUUCUAUUCAUGACUUAAGAUUUUUUAACUGAUUUCCAAGAAUAAGCUGUUUUCAUUAACCAGUUCUAUAAUCUCUUCCUGUGAUUUAAAUAGAAAAUGAACAGAGCCCUUUUCCAUUUAAGACCCUGCUACUGUGUGAGGAGACAACACUUACAAAGAGUUUCAUUACCUGUGAAUUGACUGAAUGUUGAGUAGAUGCACCGUGGCCACCCAGGAACGUCUAUGUCACCAAGAUAUUUAUGUGAAAAUCUUUAUUCAACUGAACUGUUAGAGGGUAAAAUUAAGAUCCUACUUGCCAGUAAAGACAAGUGGACUUUUUCAAUGGGUAAAUCGAUUGUGGCAAAUUAACGUAUUGGAAUGUUACUCUUUGGGAAUUUAUGUUUAAAUUAAUGAGUGUGUAGUCUCUCCUUCUGACAAGUGUUCCCAUUGGGAUUUUAAAGCUACAUGCCCAGAAUAUUUGUCUCCUCUACAUGUUUUAUUUUUCUAUUUACAAUUCUCUUUUUUGCUGCUAGAUUUUAUACACAGAGCAGACCUUUUUCCUAACACUCACUCGAAAUGAAUAACAGAUCUAAAGGAAGACUUUGUCACAUUGCCCUUUGCUUCUCCUGUGGGGGGAGGGGGAAGAAUGAGGCACUGGUUUUAAACAAAACAUUCCAUCCUUUACUUAACAUCAAUAUCAAAAGGAGAAGGCAAACAUCUAUCUUUCUCAUCUAUAUUUAAGUAUCCUUUUAUAACAUAGUAUCGCAAUUUUCUAGAUAUUGGGAAAUUUUAUAAAACAUAUUUGUGGAAUGCAUGGUGAAACUUAUCUGAUGAAGUGGAGAGUUUCCUGAAAUACUGUAAUUCAUAGUUUCACUCUCCAUAAGAUGUAAAUUCUUAGGGUGUAAUUGGGACUUCAAAUGUGUAAU
Molecule: messenger RNA, 2365 nt
Organism: Nyctereutes procyonoides (raccoon dog)
Lineage: Eukaryota; Metazoa; Chordata; Mammalia; Carnivora; Canidae
Gene: KCNMB2
Product: potassium calcium-activated channel subfamily M regulatory beta subunit 2
Exons: 5
Coding region: 182-889 (235 amino acids)
Biological process (GO): potassium ion transport; detection of calcium ion
Cellular component (GO): voltage-gated potassium channel complex; membrane
Molecular function (GO): calcium-activated potassium channel activity; potassium channel regulator activity
Source: RefSeq, a predicted model, not a curated record